Molecule: messenger RNA, 1006 nt
Organism: Eurytemora carolleeae
Lineage: Eukaryota; Metazoa; Arthropoda; Copepoda; Calanoida; Temoridae
Product: ubiquitin-conjugating enzyme E2 A
Exons: 4
Coding region: 315-812 (165 amino acids)
Biological process (GO): DNA repair; protein polyubiquitination; proteasome-mediated ubiquitin-dependent protein catabolic process
Cellular component (GO): HULC complex
Molecular function (GO): ubiquitin conjugating enzyme activity
Source: RefSeq, a predicted model, not a curated record
UUAAAUCCUAACGAGUGCAGAGGUUUAUACAAGUGUACAACGUUUAUCGCUGGCGAAUUGUACAACGUACGCUGAGAAAUUGUACAUCAACUGUACUUCCAUCUCUGCAGAUUAGUUCUCAUUGAAACAUUUAAAGUAGGUUUGAUAGGUUCAGAAGUUUUUUAACCAAAAAAUUUGCAUUUUUGUGCAAUAAACACAUAUAAGAACCUGUUCCUCUGACAACCUUUCCAUUGUCUGAAGAAAAAGGAAUUUGAAUAUUAAUUAGAAUCUGUUAAAGUAGAUUUUUUAUAGAAUAUUUCUUGUUUCAGAAUAAAAUGUCUACUCCGGCUCGACGACGUUUGAUGAGAGAUUUUAAGAGGUUGCAACAGGAUCCUCCGGCAGGUGUGAGCGGAGCACCCAGUGAUAAUAAUAUAAUGCUGUGGAACGCUGUUAUAUUCGGACCCCAUGAUACUCCAUUCGAGGACGGAACAUUCAAACUUACAAUAGAAUUUACAGAAGAAUAUCCCAACAAACCACCAACAGUCAGGUUUGUGAGUAAGAUGUUCCACCCUAACGUAUAUGCUGAUGGAGGAAUCUGCCUGGAUAUCCUUCAGAACAGAUGGUCUCCGACCUACGAUGUAUCUGCUAUUUUAACUUCAAUACAAUCCCUGCUUGAUGAACCCAAUCCUAACUCUCCUGCUAACAGUGUUGCUGCCCAGUUGUAUCAGGAGAACCGAAGAGAAUAUGAGAAGAGAGUAGCGUGUAUUGUAGAACAGUCCUGGUUGAUUCUAGCAGAUGAUACUGAUCCUAAAGACGAGAUGAAGGGAGAGUAAGAAAGAGGAUUGGCUUCAAUAAUCAUCUUCUCAGCAUCAAUGUUUUCUGAGAGAAAAAUAAAUUAAAUUUUUCCAAUAUUUUCCUUGUCAAGCAUGGAAUUUCACUGAGUCGACACUGAGCACAUUUAAUAAAUGUUGUAUCCGGUUUCCCGUUGUAUAAAAUUGUUGUUAAAUAUAUAUCAGAGAAAAUUAAA